AUGUCUCUACUCAGAGUUUUGGGGACACAAGGAUAUGUUGCUGGAGAAUAUGCAUUAACAGGACACUUGACUACCAAAUCAGAUGUUUACAGUUAUGGGGUUGUCCUCUUAGAGUUGUUGACGGGCAGAGUUCCAGUUGAUAUGAAGAGAUCUCCUGGAGACGGUGUUCUUGUUUCUUGGGCAUUGCCCCGUCUCACUGAUUGGGAAAAAGUUGUAGAGAUAAUGGAUCCAGCGCUGGAGGGUCAGUAUUCGAUGAAAGAAGUUAUUCAAGUUGCUGCUAUUGCGGCAAUGUGUGUACAACCGGAGGCUGAUUACAGGCCACUGAUGGCCAAUAUUGUGCAGUCUUUGGUUCCAGUGGUGAAACAACCACGUCCAGCGCUGAAGGCUGGUAGAUGCUCUAGCUUUCACGCCACACAGUCCCCCAUUGCUACACAAUCUCCCAAGACUUAA
Molecule: messenger RNA, 450 nt
Organism: Capsicum annuum
Lineage: Eukaryota; Viridiplantae; Streptophyta; Magnoliopsida; Solanales; Solanaceae
Product: PTI1-like tyrosine-protein kinase 2
Exons: 1
Coding region: 1-450 (149 amino acids)
Biological process (GO): protein phosphorylation
Molecular function (GO): protein kinase activity; ATP binding
Source: RefSeq, a predicted model, not a curated record